AUGUGUGGAAUAUUCGCCUACUGCAACUUCUUGAAGGAAAAGGCGAGUCUUGUUUGCUUCUUUGCUCGUGAUGGACACGUACUUCCAGCAGCAUUUGGUGCCGGGCUGGGGCUGAUGGUCCGUCGUCAAGAGGUCCUUGAGAUCCUUUGUGGUGGUCUCGCCCGCCAGGAGUACCGAGGCUAUGACUCAGCUGGGCUGGGCAUUGAUGGUGACAAGCCUGGCGAGGUCGUUUUCUUCAAGGAGGUUGGAAAAGUAGCUGGUCUCCGAAAACAGAUUGCCGGAACCGUCAUGGAUUACAACAAAACCUUUGAUUCUCAAGUCUCCAUCGCACACACUCGGUGGGCAACGCACGGACCUCCUUCGCGUGUCAACUGCCAUCCCAUCCGCUCCGAUGAGAAGGCCGAUUUCAUUGUCGUUCACAACGGCAUCGUCACCAACAGCGGCGAGCUUCGCGCUGUCCUCCAAAAGCGUGGCUACGAAUUCGAGACCGAGACCGACACGGAAGCUGUUGCCAAGCUCCUGAAGUAUGUUUAUGAUUCGGCGUCUAAGCGCCUCUCUUUCACCGAUCUUGUCAAGUUGGUAUUGAUGGAGCUUGAGGGCUCCUUUGCAUUCGUUUUCAAGUCGACACACUUCCCCAACGAGGUCGUGACGGCCCGCCGUGGUUCCCCUCUUCUCAUCGGUGUUAAGACCGACAGGAAGCUCAAGGUCGACUUCGUUGAUGUUGAGUUCGCACGGGACCCUAGUCAAGCCUCCAUUCUCCAAGCUACCUCGCCCACCUCCAGCACCUCUUCCCUCGCACCUCCCACUGCCAAACCUGCCGCCCUUAGCCGACAGUCCCGUGGCUUCAUGUCGGAAGAUGGCCUUCCUCAACCCAUCGAAUUUUUCAUCGCUUCUGAUGCCGCUGCUGUUGUUGAGCACACCAAACGCGUUCUCUACCUCGAAGAUGACGACAUCGCCCACAUCGCUGAAGGAGAACUCCACAUUCACCGUCUCCGCCGCAAGGAGGAUGCCAACCAGACCCCUGGUCAGAUCGCUUCCACCCGAAGCAUCGAAACGCUCGAGAUCGAAAUCGCUGCCAUCAUGAAGGGCAAAUUUGACACCUUCAUGCAGAAGGAAAUAUAUGAGCAGCCAGAGUCUGUAGUCAACACCAUGCGUGGGCGUGUCAACUUUGACAGUAACAAGAUUACACUCGGUGGUUUACGCGAGUAUCUGCCCAUCAUACGUCGUGGCCGUAGAAUCGUCUUCAUCGCUUGUGGCACCAGCUAUCAUUCCUGCCUCGCUACUCGCGCCAUAUUCGAAGAGUUGACUGAGAUCCCCGUCAGUGUCGAGUUAGCUAGUGACUUUUUGGAUCGCAAGACGCCUAUCUUCAGAGAUGACAUUUGUAUCUUCUUGAGUCAAAGUGGCGAGACUGCGGACACGAUCUUGGCGUUGCGGUACUGUACGGAACGUGGGGCGCUCUGCGUCGGUGUUGUUAACACUGUCGGUUCCACCAUCUCUCGGGAGACCCACUGUGGUGUUCACAUUAAUGCCGGUCCUGAAGUCGGCGUUGCUUCCACAAAAGCGUAUACGUCUCAAUACAUCGCUUUGCUGAUGAUGGCUCUCCAACUUUCGGAAGAUCGUAUCUCUUUCACAGAACGUCGCAACCGGAUCAUUGACGGUCUCCAUGCCAUGCCUUCCCAGAUCAAGCGUGUACUGGAACUAGACUCCCAGCUUCAACAGCUGGCCAGCACGGUUGCCGACAACAAGAGUUUGUUGAUCAUGGGUAGAGGAUACCAAUACGCCACAUGUCUUGAGGGUGCCCUCAAAAUCAAGGAAAUCAGUUAUAUGCACUCUGAGGGUAUACUUGCUGGAGAGCUCAAGCAUGGCCCCCUGGCUCUGAUUGACGAGAACAUGCCCGUCAUCAUCAUAAUGACACAAGACUCCCUCUAUCCCAAGGUUCAGUCUGCAUUCGCACAGAUAACGGCCCGGAAGGCCCAGCCCAUCGUUCUUUGCACAGAAGACGACGAUGGUAUCCCCAAGGGUGCCAAGACGAUCCGUGUCCCGAAGACCACUGAUUGUCUACAGGGACUGUUAAAUAUCAUUCCCCUCCAGUUGCUCAGUUACCACCUGGCUGUGAAGAACGGAUGUGAUGUUGAUUUCCCCAGGAACUUGGCAAAAUCAGUCACUGUCGAAAAAUUACUGUACUUUAUGUCGCGGACUCUGGCAUGA
Molecule: messenger RNA, 2208 nt
Organism: Guyanagaster necrorhizus
Lineage: Eukaryota; Fungi; Basidiomycota; Agaricomycetes; Agaricales; Physalacriaceae
Product: glutamine:fructose-6-phosphate amidotransferase
Exons: 9
Coding region: 1-2208 (735 amino acids)
Biological process (GO): fructose 6-phosphate metabolic process; protein N-linked glycosylation; chitin biosynthetic process
Molecular function (GO): carbohydrate derivative binding; L-glutamine:D-fructose-6-phosphate transaminase (isomerizing) activity
Source: RefSeq, a predicted model, not a curated record